Messenger RNA from Drosophila sulfurigaster albostrigata, 629 nucleotides. Its product is annotated as carboxypeptidase inhibitor SmCI-like. Gene Ontology annotation, molecular function: serine-type endopeptidase inhibitor activity. Lineage: Eukaryota; Metazoa; Arthropoda; Insecta; Diptera; Drosophilidae. The transcript has 3 exons. Bases 82 to 519 code for a protein of 145 amino acids. The record is from RefSeq and is a predicted model, not a curated record.
UUAACAGUUCAGUUUCUAUUUGUCACUAGUUAAAAUCACACCUGGGAAUAAGACAAGGAAAAUUAAUAUUAAACAAAGAAGAUGAAGUUCUUAUUGCUCAUUUCAAUAUUCGUAGCCUGUGCUGCUCACUGCUUGGCAUUAAAAAACGUUGAAUGUGGCUUGCCACCUCUUAAGCAAGGCGUUGGAAGCAAUGGAAAUAGAAUUUGUCGUGCAUAUAUGCCUACAUGGAGUUAUAAUUUAAAAACAAACGAAUGCGUUAGGUGGGUAUAUGGAGGAUGUGGCGGCAAUGCCAAUCAAUUUGGAAGCGAACAGAAGUGCCAGGACAGGUGUAAGGAAUUUGAAUGUGGCUUGCCACCUUUUAAGGAAGGCAAUGGAAAUAUAAUUUAUGUUGCAUAUGUUCCUAGUUGGAGUUAUGAUUUAAAAACAAACGAAUGCGUUUGGUGGGUAUAUGGAGGAUGUGGCGCCAAUGCCAAUCGCUUUGGAAGCGCACAGGAAUGUAAUGACAGGUGCAAGGAAUAAAAAAAAUGCAUAUACUUUAACAAGUACAAAAUCUAUUUUUCAAACAAUAAAUGGUUAUUUUAUGUAAUUUGUUUUAUUUAUUAAUUAAAUGGAAAAUUUGAUAUAUAUAA